ACAGUAAGCUACAUGGUGAGGGUCCAUAGAUCGACCGCCUGUCGGGUUAUCCGGAGGGUUUCCCUGGCUUUGAGCCGCCGCAUCGCUCGUUAUGUCCACCUCCCGAACGAGGAAGAGGCGGCGGCGAUGAAGCAAUGGUUCCGCCAGGCGUCCGGUAUGCCUGGGAUCGUGGGCUGCAUAGACGGAACCCAUGUGCAGAUCCAGGCCCCAUCUGAGAACGAGUAUUUGUACGUUAAUCGAAAAGGUUACCAUUCGAUUAACGUACAAAUAGCUUGUGACGCAAAUUAUAACAUCAUUAAUUUGGUGGCGAGAUGGCCUGGAUCCACCCACGAUUCCCGCAUCCUCCGGGAGAGUGCGUUAUUACAGGACUUCGAGGAAGGAAGGUGCAACGGGCUGCUCCUCGGGGACAGUGGAUACCCGCUGAAACGGUGGCUGAUGACCCCGCUAAUGGCUCCAACAACUGACCAAGAACGGAGGUGUAACACCAUACACUCCGCAACUAGGUCAGUUGUUGAGAGAUGUAUCGGGGUUCUCAAACGCAGGUUUCACUGUCUUCAUGGGGAGAUGCGGAUGCACCCAGAACGGGUCUGCACAGUAAUGGCUGCGUGCACAGUUCUGCACAACAUUUGCAUCACCAAAAGAAUCCCCCUCCCCGGACACCAUCAGCCACCGCACCAGCAGCCGAUAAAGCAGCCACAGCCCCGGCCCCAGCCCCAGCCCCGGCCACGGCCCCAGCCACGGGCCCAGCCCCAGCCCCAGCCCCAGCCCCAGCCACGGCCCCAGCAGCGGACGGUGGACCUGUGGGUAGGAGCCAGUGGCGUGGCCCCCAGAAGAGGGCAGGGGUAG
Molecule: messenger RNA, 846 nt
Organism: Gadus morhua (Atlantic cod)
Lineage: Eukaryota; Metazoa; Chordata; Actinopteri; Gadiformes; Gadidae
Product: putative nuclease HARBI1
Exons: 4
Coding region: 13-846 (277 amino acids)
Source: RefSeq, a predicted model, not a curated record